UGGCUCUGACAAUUCCAUCUAAAUCGUAGACAAGGCCGGAAAAUACUUGCGUUUUGUUAUGUAGCUUUCGACUGGUGGAAAAGCCGUUCACACAUAUUUUAAACACCGAUUCCCAAACAAAUUCAAAUGUUUUGCCAACAUUUCGUAUUAGAAUAGUAGCACAAAAAAAUAAGAAGCGGUCGAGGAAUUUUGCGCGACCCAAGUGUAUCAAAAAAACCCUUCUGAUUUCAACGACGACCAGAGUUCUCUAUUUUCUAUGAAAAGCGACUGAGUGCAAGAACUAACAAAACAAAAAAAAGGACAGCAAAUCCCAGAAGCAAAGAGGCCAUUAAAGGAGCAACGCAAUCGGACCAGAUGUGCUAACUAAGACACCAGGUGCACAACCAUUCCCCAGCCAAGUCCCCAAAAGCAAGGAGGGAAGCCAUCAGCCAGUGCGUAAGCUAUCCACAAUCCGCAAUCCACAAUCCACAGAAGUUGCCACACCGCAGGACAUGUUGUCCCACCGCUUCAACAUGCAUCCGCAGAGGCGUCUGCCCGUCAUCCACGAGCAGAUCGCCAAGCAGUGCGCCCUGAACAUUGUGCGCGUGGCCUCCGCCAUGCCGCAACCGCAGCCCCGCUGCCCGUCCGGUCAUGUGGUCGUGCUCGUGGAGCUGCGCCGGACGGACGAGCAGACCGUGCACCGCUACCAGGUGAAUGUGCCGCCCACGGGCUGGCCCAGCGAUGAUUUGGACGCGGUGGAUCAGCGAUGCCAGCAGCUGGUGCUGCCCGGAACCCUGGAAUCGCUCGGCCUCAAGCUGCCGCAGCCAGAGCGUCCGCCGUGUCCAAUGCACGGUCGCCCCCUUAUGGAGAUGGGCUGGUCACCGAAAUCGAACACGGGUCCGCCUCCCAUGCUGAUGAUGCAGUCUUCGGUACACUUCACCGAUGGCCAGAGCAGCCCCACGGACUUCACCACCUUCAGCGAGCCCGUCGUGACUAGUGAGUCACCGGAUAGUCUGAGAGCGCACUUCAUGGCCAGUCUAUACCAGCAGCAGGCCAGUCCGCUGAGCUACUCGGACAUCUGGGUGCCAGAAGGUCCGCCGGAGGGCCUGCCCAGAAGUGAGACCCUCUCCACAAGCCUUUUUCCACAGCUUUGUCUGGGCGAGAACGAUGCGUCUAUAGUCGCCAACAGGAUACGACCUAUCAAUGGUUACCCGGCGCCUGCGAAACCAAUUGUGACCAAUCCUCGCCACGUCGCCGAACUGUGCUUGGACAGCAAUGGGGAGUAUGUGCUCAAUGAGCAGCUGCAUCGUCCAUUGGUCAGCUGCCAUCCCAACCCGAUUACUCCCAGUGUCGUGAGACGGGAGCAACACUACUUCUUCCAACAUCAGAGCCACCAGGUGGAGUCGUCCCCCUUCAAGGGACUCAACGGCUAUGUGAGCGAUCUAUCCGGCAAUGGUUACAUCAGCCAGGAGUCUGGAAAGCCCAUGAAUGGUUACAAGAAUCAGCCGGCGGCCUUCGCAGAUCAACGUCUGGGUCAGGGACAUGGAUCAGUACCCGGAUUCAGACCCAAUCACUUGCAGAGUCGUGUGGCCAUGAUCGAGCCGCGGAUGCGCCAGGAGGCAAUGGUGAAAGCCCAGGAGCUGCAGUCGCUCUUCCGCUGGAACUACUGUGCCGUGUGUCACUUGGCCAUACGGUCGGGACAGAAUGCCAUGGAUCACUACUCGUCGCGUGCCCAUGAGCGCAGGAUCAGCUCGUGGCUGGUGCGUCAGUGCUACGAAAAUCUAGCUGGACAGGAUGGGGACGUCUUGGGCGGGUCCAUCAGCCAAUCUGACUUCUACUGCAAGUUGUGCGACCUGAAGCUGACCUCGUUGUCGCACGCACAGCAGCACUUCUUUGGACGCCGCCACCGAAUGGUGGCCCGCCACAGGAUCAGGCCAUAUGGCGAUGGCUUCUACGAUCGGGAGGGCAACUGGGUGCGCACGGACGCCAAGUACCGCAUGUGCGAGCUGUGCGACGUGAGCAUCACCUCGGAGUCCCAGAUGGCCAUGCACCUGGCGGGUGCACGUCACCGCAGACGGGUGCACAUUGCCUAUGCGGGUGAGUCCGCCGGGGGCAUGGAGAUGGGCAUGGGUCUGGUCCCGUUCGAUGGCACGCACAUGUACCGCAUCAAUGGCAACGGAUCGCUGGCCCCCAUAAGGCCGUUGGGUCUACAGAUCCUGCAUGGCACCCAUCCGCCACCGCUGAACGAUCCGUGUGCCGCCUUCUACUGCGAGGCAUGCAACAUCACGCUGAACCACCUGAAGUCGGUGAAGCAGCACGAGCAGGGACGCAUGCACCGCCGGAAUAUGCACCGAUUGCCCGGCCAACCCGUCUUCUACGAGUGACCUUGGGAGUGGGUGGGAGAAGUCUGAUGAAAAGCAAAGUGGAGCCGCCACCGUACUAGUCAACGCGGAAAGUGAGGAAGGUGCCUCCGGGAGGAGGUUUCCAGUACGCGAUCUCUGGAUACUUGAAAACUAAAUAGUGCGAUGUCUGGAAGAGUUCCCACUGGCCCAACCAACUUCCUGCUGCGCUGUGUGUUAUUUGCAAUUUAUUUUUGAUCUAUCUACCUUUUCUAUAUGUUUUCUAGUAGUAUAAUAAAUAUCUGAAUGCA
This is a messenger RNA of Drosophila teissieri, 2629 nucleotides long. RefSeq lists its product as uncharacterized. Bases 492 to 2363 code for a protein of 623 amino acids. The record is from RefSeq and is a predicted model, not a curated record. The transcript has a single exon. Gene Ontology annotation, molecular function: zinc ion binding; nucleic acid binding. Lineage: Eukaryota; Metazoa; Arthropoda; Insecta; Diptera; Drosophilidae.